This is a messenger RNA of Colletotrichum lupini, 789 nucleotides long. Its product is annotated as cercosporin toxin biosynthesis protein. Lineage: Eukaryota; Fungi; Ascomycota; Sordariomycetes; Glomerellales; Glomerellaceae. Gene Ontology annotation, molecular function: O-methyltransferase activity. The transcript is spliced from 4 exons. The coding region runs from base 1 to 789 and encodes 262 amino acids. The record is from RefSeq and is a predicted model, not a curated record.
AUGACAGAUACCAAGACCAAAGACUCUUUUCUGGCCACAGAUGCUCCAUUCUGUUUCACAGUAGCACAGAAUGGCGAAACUUUCUUCGAGCACAUUGGUCAUCCCGAGAACUCUAGGGCUGCGCUUAAGGUGAUCAAGGGUGUUGUACCAUGGCUCAACAGGACAACUAGGCCAGCGCUUCUCAAUGACUACCCCUGGCAUGAGAACCCCAAAGCUCGAGUUGUGGAUGUCGGGUGCGGUCCAGGUGACAGCGGAUUUGACAUAAUGAGGAACAAUCCGGAGCUUCAUUGGACUUUCCAGGACCUUCAGCCGGCCAUCGAGAGCUUGAAGACCAACCUGCCCGAGGAUAUUGCACAAAAGGCUGCGGAAGGAAAAGUCAAAUGUGUCAUACAGGACUACUUCGAAGAGAACGCAGCAGAGGGUGACAUAUGGUACCUCAGAGGAGUUCUGCGCGAGUAUGAUGAUGAAGACGCUGUCAAGAUACUUACCAACGUUGCGAACUCCAUGAAAAGAACUCUGGGCUCACGGAUGGUGAUUAACGAGAUAUGGAACUCGACUCCGUUCAUUGUCAGUAAUCAGAAUACGGCCCCGUCUACUCUGACACCUCAUCAACAGUCAAGGCUUCCGGACCUUGCCAACUUGAUGACAUGGAAUACUCUGUUCUUCUUCGGCGGCAAGGAAAGAUCGGUGCCAGAGCUCGAGUUGAUUCUUCGAAAAGCAGGUCUGAAAAUCAGCCGGUUCUUCCAAUUUCGCACGAUCACUACCAUGGUAGAGUGCUCACUAGCGUAG